This is a messenger RNA of Stylonychia lemnae, 873 nucleotides long. Lineage: Eukaryota; Ciliophora; Spirotrichea; Sporadotrichida; Oxytrichidae. The record is from the annotation of a GenBank genome assembly.
AUGAUGUAUUAGAGUUUAGUCAAAGAUUGCCAAAAAAAUCCUGAGUCCACAAAACUGUAUUUGUUGGCUAAUAUAUAAUCAAAUUUAAAUAUCUAAUAAAUGAACAGGAACUUUCCGAGCCAAGUUGCUGAUUCCAAUAUUUUAGUUGGAGGCAAUCAAGAUUUAUUAUAACAGUUUUAAGUACCUCAACAGACAAUAUCUAAGUUCUCUAGAAGGUCAACUGAUUUCAAUUUCAAGACAAAGACAGAAGAAAUUGAAUUCUUAAAGUUGAAAGUAGAUGAACUGGAAUAGCAGGUUAAGUAAGUUUUUUUUGGAGUCUAACUUGAAAUAGAUUAAGUUGAUAAUCAAGAUAAGUAUUCACCAUAGAUAUCUGAUAAUACGCACAUAACAAUAGAUGAAUACAUAAAUGCAUUGAGAAAUCAAUUUGAUUCAUUGCUCACUGAUACCAAGACAAGAUUAAAGGAGACUGAAUAUAAUAUUCGUGACAACCACAGUGAAAUGUUCAAAUUCUCAGAAAACAAUCACUCUUCAUAUCUAGAGCAACCCGUAGAUAAGAGUGAGUAAUAUGAUAGGCGAUCAAACGAGGAAGGAACUGCAUUGUUCCCGCAAACUUAAUUAGGAAGAAGAACAUAUUCAGAUCAUGGUAAUUUGUAAAAUUUGAGUGCUACUAAAAUGGUAAAACUUGGAAUCUGGGAAGAAAAAUAGUUAUUUCUGUUGCAUGUAGCAGAAUACGAAAAGACUUAUAGAGGUGAACAUUACCGUCCUAAAAAUGGCAAAGGACUUACUUUAACUUAUGAAUAGUGGAGAAAGUUUUAUUAAAAUGUUGAUUUCAUUAAUUAAGAUGUGCAAUAACUAGCUGCACAGUUAAACUGA